Molecule: messenger RNA, 273 nt
Organism: Fusarium venenatum
Lineage: Eukaryota; Fungi; Ascomycota; Sordariomycetes; Hypocreales; Nectriaceae
Source: RefSeq, a predicted model, not a curated record
AUGUCUGAAGUCAAGAAGAUUUGGCACCGUACCUGCGUCGUCUGCAAGAAUGUCCAGCAGGUCGAGUACAUCCACAUGGGCAAAACCCAGGGCGAUGAGCCCAAGAAGAACGAAGCCAAGACUGUAGUCCACACUGACUGCCCGGACGAAUCCCUCAAGGAUGCCAUCGCAAAUUACCGAUGUCGAGCGUGUCGUUCUGCAAUGACCAUCGAGAGUCAGAAGCUUCAAAACACGAUUAUGAAACUUCUAGGACGUAAGCAGAAUAACAGAUAA